Messenger RNA from Solea senegalensis (Senegalese sole), 5048 nucleotides. It is a transcript of the gene lama3, whose product is annotated as laminin, alpha 3. NCBI's taxonomy places the organism in Eukaryota, Metazoa, Chordata, Actinopteri, Pleuronectiformes, Soleidae. The transcript has 37 exons. The coding region runs from base 1 to 4938 and encodes 1645 amino acids. The record is from RefSeq and is a predicted model, not a curated record. Gene Ontology annotation, biological process: cell adhesion.
AUGCACAGGAAAACAUCUUGGCCAAGUGGAGUAUGGCUCGUUUUGCUUUGCAUUGCUCUGGUUGGUUCCUCUGCUCAGAAACAUCCAAAGAGUCAACAUGACGGACACUCACAUGAGAAGAUACACAGCACGAAAAAGUACUGUGAACCUUCCUUCAGCAACCAAACAAAGUGCGGCUCUGGCUUCUACAGAGAACGAACUGGACCAUACCGGGGUCAGUGUGCGCCAUGUCGCUGCAACGGACUCUCCGAUGAGUGUGAUGAGCAAACAGGGAACUGUGUGAACUGUCCAUUCAACACCACCGGUAAUCGCUGCCAACGCUGUAAAGAGGGUUACUAUGGAAACCCCGGCAACAGGACCUGCCAGGCCUGUCCGUGCCCUUUUACAUGGAACAAUUUUGCUUUGGCCUGUCUGGACAUUGGCUCAGGUGUGGUUGAAUGCUUGUGUAAACGCGGUUACAGUGGAUUCAGCUGUGAGAGAUGUGCACAUGGUUACUUUGGUAAUCCACUGGUGCAUGGAGGCAGCUGCAAGCCCUGCAAGUGGGGGGACAGCAACUUGGAUGUUUGUGAUCCUCUAGCUGGAGGCUGUGACAGUUGCACCUAUACUUUACUAAUUGAUUUGGAGAAAACGGAUGAUAGUCUGACUUGGUUGGAGCAGCAGCUGCAGAACAUCAGUCUUGUCUCUGGUUCACACUCAAAUUUGACCAACCUGGAAGCUAACAUCGCUGAUAUAAAGAUUUUGUCAGCGAGCUAUAGCUCUGCUGUGAGACAACUGGAGCCAAAGUCUAAACAGCAGGAAGCAGACGUAAACAUUGUCAGGAACAACUUGAGUCAACUUUUUCACAAGACUCUUCAGUUUGAGUCAGAUCUGGACAAGGUUUUGCAGAAUGUAAAUGGAACAAAGUUGAAGGCUGAUGAACUGCUUCCUAAAGCUGAAUCUCUCUUCACAGCAACACAGGAUUUGAUAAAACGUUUAUCUGAGGUAAAACCCGGAGGAUCCAUUACUCUGUCAGAGAAUGACAGAGUCAGGAUGGUGGAGGAAGCUCAGCGUUUCGUGCAGGAAAUGAGAGGGAGAAGCUGUGCUGCUCAGAGAGGCCGCGCUGGCAGCGAGCAGGAGGAGGCACACACAUUGCUCAUCCAAGCUUCAGACUCUCUGAGGAAACUGGCCAAGCUGCUGUCAGAGGCAGAGGAGAAAUUCAACGCAACUCAGGCCCUAAACCUGAAGAGUCGUGCUGCCCUUCAACAUCUGUGGAUGAAGAAUAAACUGAGCACUCUCCUCCCUGUGACUGAAAUGACUAAAGAUCUGCUACACAACGUUACUGACAUCGUCUUAAUGCUGAAGGACCGUCAACAAGAGUCUGAGAAUCAUGCGGCUCAACUGGAUGGCGCUGGAAGGGAACUCUCCGUGAGACUGAAUAAAUCUUUCCAAAUGAAGAAAAAGUGGGAUGUUGUAAACAGAGCUGAGGAGCAGACGGAGCAGCUUCACAGAGCUGCAGCUGAAUAUCAGCAAGUGUUUAGUAACUCCUUGGACAGUAAUCAAUUACUAAGUGUGCUGCGUAAAGGGGGUUACAACAGCGUCAUAAAUGCCAUAGAAAAGGCAGAAGUGGCUGCAAAUCAGUCCAAAGAGGCAGCUGAUCGAGCCAUAAUGGCAAACCAGGAUCUGGUGAAAAGAAGUAAAGGACUCAAAGAAAGCAUAACUGAUUUACAAACACAAGCCAGCGACACUCAGAGUUAUUUUGACAGACUUUCAUAUACACUGACCACCAGCAAACACCAUGUGACAAGGGAAAAGGAUAAAAGAGAGGCGCUGAAAAUGAGCAUCUCAGCCGUCGGCAGUGACCUCAGAGCGCUGAGAGGAGAUGACAACAAGGUCCUGAUAGAGUCAGCGAAAAUGGCUGCUUCUGUGUCUAAGUCCACAGUCAGAGCACUUACACAGAGAGUGAGGAAUAUCAGCCAAGAAAUGGAAAGACUCACUUUAACCACUGUGAAUAUGGACAAUGUGUUGACUAAUGCAGAGCAGGCAUUGACAAACUUAGAGACAGCUCUUCCUGUGUUGACAAACCGCCUCAGACAAGUUGAGACUCUCAAAGGGAAAGUGGCGCCGAGUGCCAACAUGACAGAAAGCAUCAGAAGAAUCAAGGAUGUGGUAGAUGAGACAAGAACCUUUGUCAACAGGCUUUCCAUUGCCAUGACGUUCAAUGGGAAAAGUCACGUCGAGCUUCCUCCUCCGAGAAUCCUCGAGGACAUAAAACCGUUUACAUCUGUCGAUUUGCUUCUAAACCGCCAUCAAAACAACCCCCCAAAGGCCGACCGCAGGCGAAGGCAACGGCAGGGCGAUCAAAGAGAUGCCAACCUCUUUGUUUUCUACCUGGGCAACAAGGAUGUCUCUGGAGACUACAUUGGGAUGGCAAUCAGGGACAAUGUGUUGAUUUGUGUUUUCAAGUUGGGAGACGUCGUCCAUGAGGUGGAAACCAGUCCAAUAACAAGAAGCACCAAUUUAAAUUCAUCAUACUUUGACAGGAUUGUUUUUCACAGAGUUUACCGAGAUGCUGAAGUGAUCAUCAUACGCAACUUCACAUCACAACAACCCGUCAGACUCGCUCCCAUACGCCACCUGUCAAACACAGUGACGAGCGUCCUCCACCUGGAUCCAGACAGUGUUGUUUUCUACGUGGGUGGUCAUCCUGACGACUUUACGCCUCCACUGGAGCUGCGUUACUCCAGUUUCAGAGGAGCAAUGAAACUGUCGUACAUCAACGAUAAACCCGUGUCUUUGUUCAACUACAAACAUGCUGCCAAUAUGAAUGAAAAGCAGCCUUAUAUCAAGAUUCCCAAAACAGAGGUGUCAGAUUACUAUGAUGGGACAGGUUACCGCAUGGCAUUCGUAAAAGAGCCAGAGAAGAAAAGGAGAAGAUUAUUCAAAUUUCACACCAACAGCAGAGAGGCAGAGGCUUUGUUAUUCUACAUUGGAAAUGAAGCGUCGUUUCUUUGUGCGUUUGUGGAGCGAGGCUUCCUGGUGCUUCAGGCUCGACAAGCAGGUCGCGAGCGCAGAGCUCAGAGUGCUGAAAAGAUUACUCUAUUUGACAAAGCUUUUAUAAUCACCGUCGCAGAACAAUUCACUGUUCAUUAUGGACAACAAAGCAUUUCCACAGAGCACAUUCACGCAAACUACACGAGUUAUUAUGUCGGGGGUUUGCCUGCACAUCUGAGGCUGAGGCACAACAUCACAGCUCCACCACUGAGAGGAUGUGUCGAUCACGUGACGGCAGACGCUGAGAUCAUCGAGUACAACAGGACGUUGGGCGUCGCUGAUGGAUGUCCACAUUCACUACUGGGUGUCCGUACAGCUACAUUGUACUCAGCUCUGCCUCUUGAUUCCCUGUUUGUCUGGGACGAGCGGCCGGUCACAGUCUCUCUGGGUUUCAGGACCACAGACAGAGAUGGAACUCUUGUCAGGAGCAGAUCUCAGGGUUCCUCUGCCUAUGGCCUUCACUUGUCCCUGAGUGAUGGUUAUGUGGUAUUUAACAGCAACAAUUACAGCUUGAAGUCUGAUGAGAGAUACAGUGAUGGAAAAUGGCACUAUCUGUCUGCAGUGAAGACGCCAAAAGGGUUGGAGCUCAGUGUUGAUAAUAUAAAAGCAGCUCAGGCACCGUUACACCAUUUCCGAGCAGUGGAUCAGAAAUCACAAGAGGAGAAAUUCAAAUGCUGCAUCUCUAACCUUUAUAUAAGAAGGCUUGAGCAGAACUUCAUACCUGCUGAUCUAAGCUCUCUUCCUCAAAUGGGAGACAUGCUUGUUGGCCAGUGCAGUCUCCACACGGAGCCAAAGAAGCACCACAACAACAAACAUGUCCAGGGCCCCACAGGCAGCCAGUGUAAACACCAACAGUCCCACCGCGGUGAACACCAGCUCUACGAUGAACACAGCUGGCUCAGUUACUCGCUGCCACAAGAGGAUCUUAAUUACAGGCCUCACUUAUCUGUUGAUGUCAAGACCAAAUCAUCCAAAGGGCUGAUCCUCCAUGUGGCAGGGAGAGGAGCUGUGCCACUGCUGGCUCUGUACGUGGCUAAUGGAAAGAUCAAGAUGUCACUGGGGCAAAACAGACUCAUCCAACACAAGCAAAACAGCAACGACGGGAACUGGCACAGAGUUGAGCUCAGUGUGGAGAAACACACUUUCCAUCUGUUGGUUGAUGGAGUUCGAGUGACCGACGGUCACCUACCAAACGAUGAGGGCUCGUCUUUGGACCUGUCCAACACUGUUUAUCUGGGGAGUGAUCUGAAAAGUAGAACUAUAAAAGGGUACAACAUUCCCAUGAACAGCAUUACCGGCUGCAUACGGGAUUUCAGAAUGAAUAAUGUUGCUGUUGGGGAACCAGAAACAAGCUACAGAACAUUACCCUGCCCUGAUGGGUUCACGGAGAUGGGAACGUACUUUGGUGGUGGUCACAUCAUCUUAGAUAAUUACCUCACCGUCAGCUCCCACUUUGUCUUGUCCUUCGAGCUGCGCCCUCGAUACCUGACAGGUCUUCUCUUUCUCGCUCGAAGUGACAACGCCAGCCUCAGUGUUUACCUAAUGGAAAACAAGGUGGGUGUUGAAGUGAAUAUUGGUAACACUGCUGUCAGUGUCUCUGUGACUCCUCGUAAAAGUCUCUGCAAUGGAAGGUUUCACACGGUUACAGUGUCCAAACAGAAUGACGUUUUCAAAAUAGCCGCGGACGCCACGUCUGAGGAGAAAGCCUUCCCAGUCACAGCCCUGUCACAUGCGACAACACUGAAGUAUCUCCACAUCGGAGGGACCAGAAAUUACAGCCAAGUCCCUGUGUCCUCACCAUUUGUGGGCUGCUUACGAAAAGUGAAGAUCAACGGACGGCCUGUUGUUUUUGAGACAGAAUCCACAUUGACUGAUGCCGUGAGCCUCAGUGGAUGUCCCAAAGGAUAAAGUCAUUACUUUGCGUCAAAGUCAUAUGUGCCACAUGUGUUUGCCUGAAACCACAGAGCCUCAUUUGAUUUUAUACUGAAAAGAAACCAAAUAAAUGUUUAUGUAUAUGA